GUUACAUUCGCAUCACUUUUUGCGUUUGGCCGUUCCGCCUCGUCCAUCUUUUCCUCGGUCAUGUUCUGUCUGAUCAAGGACGAGCAAGAGCAAGAGCAAGCGGUGACACGGUGACAAAGGGCCAGUGGCUGAGCCAAGUCACCCCCAAGACUCACUAUUACGCGUCGCAAUUCGCAACGGUUGCUUCCCGCGUCUUCGCAGCGGACAAUGGAAUGCGCUCAAUGAACUCUCCGGUGUGAAUUACGUUUGCUUCGUGGUAGAGUAGUCGGGCUUCUCAUUCGUCCAUCGGCUGCCUGCGCUGAGCUUUGACCUCCCUCAGUGGCCCAGGUAUAUUUGUGAUUGUCUUCUCGCCUCACCACUCUCUGCAUCAGUCAAUUUGUAUCGCGCCCAGAGUGACUGUUCCCUGUCCGUGCGCAGACACAUUCAGCAUCGGACCAUCGAUUGCUCCAGAUCAAAUUCCCCGUCCUGCUGCACAAAGACCCAGAUACCCGGGAGCCUAGAUCAGGCAUUGAUUGAGCCCUGCCCGCGAGUGAACGCGACAUCACCCUCGAACAAUCCACCACCACCGCCGCCCGAGAAGAAAAAAACACCCCCAGCCCAAAAGACACCAUGGGCGACAAAUUCCCUCCCCCCCAAUACCCUCCGCCCACGCAGAGCCCCGGCCCCAUCCACGCCCAGACGGGCUUCCAAUCGCCGCCGCCGCAAAUGGCCUACGACCCCAACUACCAGCAACAGUACGAGUACGAUGCCUCGCGCGGCGCGAACCAGGGCUACUACGGUGGUGGUGGCCCCCCGCCGCCGCAGGGAUACUAUGGCGGCGGUCCCGGGUACGGGCCUCCGCAGGGCUGGAAUGGGCAGCCGCCGCCACCGCCGCCGGGCAUGUAUGAGAGAGAUCGAGGCGGCGGGGGAGGAGCUGGGAUCUGUACGGGGUUAUUGGCUGGGUUGGCGUGUUGUUGCUGUUUGGAGGCGUUGUUUUAAGACGGGUUUUUCACAAUUGCGACGGACACGGACGGGGGGUGCGAGGCGGGUGCGGGCCUUUCGAGUGGGAUGGAAAAGAUCACAUUCUGCUGAAUAGGUUGAGCAUUUCAUUUCAUCGGGGGAUUUUGUCCCUAUACUCGAUUGCAUUACUAGCAUAGCGUUUGCGGGUGGGGAGGAGCAUAUCAUUUGGCUCCAUCACAAUGCAUCAAAAGAUAGAUUGUGAUAUACUCCUUGACUUAACUCAGAAUGUGGUCAUCAAAGUGCCAAUUCGUCUCUACGGCGAGAGUUCACCAACUCAGUGCUGCCCUUCACAUCACAGAACAACUGCUGGCCCCGCUCAACCCGCCAGAUUC
Cladophialophora immunda is the source of this 1331-nucleotide messenger RNA. RefSeq lists its product as uncharacterized. Lineage: Eukaryota; Fungi; Ascomycota; Eurotiomycetes; Chaetothyriales; Herpotrichiellaceae. The coding region runs from base 610 to 978 and encodes 122 amino acids. The transcript has a single exon. The record is from RefSeq and is a predicted model, not a curated record.